CAAACUGCAAGCGCCAACGACGUGCAAGGUUGUGAGUUUAGUUCAGUUUAGUUCUUCUUAAUAAGCUUCAGACCUCCCCGUCACGUAAAUAACUGUUUCUUGGCGAUAAAGAUGUCAGUGAUGACCUCAAGCAACAAAUCUUCAGUCCUUAAAGACGUUGUUGCCUAUGUUGAUGUGUGGUCAUCAGAAAAAAGAGCAAACUAUUCAAACAUUUUCAUUCAGCAACUGGAAGAAAUUGGAGCUGAGGUGUCACAAAGAUUUAACAAACGCGUCACACAUGUAGUAUUCCACAAUGGUCAUCCGGCUACAUGGAGAAAAGCAAAAAAUGGUGACAUACGACUUGUGUCUGUUUUGUGGGUAAAAAGUUGCUAUGAAAAUGGUGUCCAUGCAGAUGAGGAGUUAUUUCCAGCCUUAAAUGAUGAAAGCAAUCCAGUGAUGAAGAACAGGAAGCAUCUUUGUAUGCUACCAAAAGAUUAUCCAGUGCAAACAACUGAGAAUGACUGGCGUUUGAAGAAGAAACUGGAAAAGAUGAUGAACGACUUGCCGCCAAAGACACCUCUGGUUGAAGACUUGUCACCAGUCGUUAUAGAUGAGAAGAAUGGAAUAAUCUACAGCCCUGGUUUAAAAAGGGUCGAAUACAUGACACAGCGCCUAAAAGAGAUGAAAGCCCAACAUGAAAACCUUUCACCUACAGCCUCUCAAAUGUCAGAAUCUUGUUCACACACCGAGCUGAAGCCUUCUCUUGGAAGCACACCUACUGUCUUCAGAUUUCAGUUAGAUCAGUCAGAUGACGAUUCCAGUCCUUCUGUUGCAAAGCAUGGUUGCUCACCGGAUAAAGUUGUGGAGAAGCUGGAUUUUGAUUUUAGAAAUGAUGACCAUCUUGAACAAGAUUCUAUGAAGCCCUGGCUCUCACCUUGCCGUGACGUCCCAAAGCGAAUUUCAAGUGCACCAGACAGUCCUGGUAUUGACAUCCAGGAGGAUCAAGAGAGAAACAAACUAAUAACACCAAGAAGGGCUUCAGCGAGGAAAAAAGUAGCAGAGAAAAUGAAAUUUGGAGACGAUUUAGAGAGUCCUAUCCAGGACAAACCUGAAAAAAGCAAGACUUUUCCAAAAGACAAAAGGCAGCCACCGAUAAAAUCAGCCAGUAAAUCUGAAACUAAGAAGAAGAAAACUCCUGCAGAUGCAUCUUUUAAGGAAACUAAAUCCUUUUUAUCUCCUAAUGCUGUGAUUUCUUCAAGUUUUCUUUCAACAUCAGCAACAUUAGUUGAUUCAGCAAAUGGUAUCUCAAAAGAAACUUGCCUGUCAAAAACACCAGAACUGAAAACGCCUAGAAAAGCCAGACUGUCAUUCUCUGCCUUGGUGCGAUCUUUCACUCUAUCCAGUGAACAAAAAGUUGUUGCCUCGAGUUCGGCUGAUGCAGAUGCUGAUGUGUUUGAAGACUAUUUCUCUCCUGCAAAUCACAAAAGGUCUCUUUUGCCCGAUCUACCUGUCGAAAGCAACAUUAGGAUUCCAUUUGAGUUGGACUUUGUCCUGAAAAAAAGAAAACAAAGACAAAGUGAAAACUUUAGCACUUACAAUAAAAUGCAGAAAAUGGAUAAAAGUUCUAGCGGUGAAAAGCUCAAUCAGCAUUCUGAUGAAAUCAGUGAGUGUCUUCAAAAACAGGAUGUCAAGACAUCUCUGUCAGCAUCUAACUGUGAAAGUGUUUGUGUUGAACUUGAGACUAAGAAGCAAAACCCUCUGGAAUUUACAAGUGCCAGUAAAAGUACCGGUGAUGCAGGAAAAUGUAGCUCAGCAUCUACAUCAGGACCACCGUCGUCACAGACAGAGGACAUCCCAGGUCUGGAGCAGCAAAAAAACUCUGGUCUUUCUCACACUGUGGAAAGUGGAGAAAAUGAAUGUUUGGUUGCAGCUGCUCUCACAGACGCCAAGGGAAAUCGUAAUAAGCCUGACAACUCGAGUCUUCAGAAAAUGGUUAACAAAACAAAGACGAUGAGAACACUGGUCAUGACAAGCAUGCCUACUGAGAAGCAGCACACUGUGGUUCAGGUGGUGAAAGCACUGGGUGGAUUUUCAGUUGUCGACCGAGUGUGUGAGAGCACAACUCACAUAGUGGCUGGGGGACACAGACGGACUCUAAACAUCCUGUUGGGCAUAGCCCGUGGCUGCUGGAUCCUGUCAUUUGAAUGGAUUCUCUGGUGUUUGGAGCAAAGGCAGUGGAUUCCAGAGGAGCCGUAUGAACUUUCAGACCCUUUUCCUGCAGCACAGAUCUGUCGUCUUCAGAGGCACCUGUCUGCAGGGGAGCACCAGCAGGACCUGUUUCAAAACCAGCCAGCCAUGUUUGUAUCGCAGCUCUCCCAGCCACCCACUCAGAGUCUGGUCGAGCUGAUCGAGCUGUGCGGAGGAACAGUCUGCAAAUCCGUGCGGCAGGCAGGCCUCUGCAUUGGGAAGUACAGCGGCAGGAGACCAGAGGGAUGCAGGAUGCUGUCGGAGCAGUGGAUUCUGGAUGGCGUCACCAAUCUGAAGCUGGAGCCAUAUGAUGUCUACGACUUGGAUUAA
Nematolebias whitei (Rio pearlfish) is the source of this 2556-nucleotide messenger RNA. RefSeq names its product microcephalin 1 (gene mcph1). Bases 112 to 2556 code for a protein of 814 amino acids. Gene Ontology annotation, cellular component: nucleus. Gene Ontology annotation, molecular function: zinc ion binding; DNA binding; ubiquitin-protein transferase activity. NCBI's taxonomy places the organism in Eukaryota, Metazoa, Chordata, Actinopteri, Cyprinodontiformes, Rivulidae. The transcript has 15 exons. Gene Ontology annotation, biological process: mitotic cell cycle; DNA repair. The record is from RefSeq and is a predicted model, not a curated record.